AUGCCCAGGGCAUUUCCAACACUGUGUCCAGAGAGAUUCGCUGCCCCGAAAGAUCUAGAACGACAUAGAGACGCCUUGCACAAGAAAAGGGAAAAUCCGAAGAAGCACACGUGUACCAACUGCGGUGAGGGAUUUACAAGAGAUGAUAAUCUCGUCCGCCACAAGAAUGAGACUUGCAAAUUUCGGGAGAAAAGGAGAUGA
Colletotrichum paranaense is the source of this 201-nucleotide messenger RNA. RefSeq lists its product as uncharacterized. Bases 1 to 201 code for a protein of 66 amino acids. Lineage: Eukaryota; Fungi; Ascomycota; Sordariomycetes; Glomerellales; Glomerellaceae. The transcript has a single exon. The record is from RefSeq and is a predicted model, not a curated record.